Messenger RNA from Cladophialophora psammophila CBS 110553, 1707 nucleotides. RefSeq lists its product as uncharacterized. The transcript is spliced from 2 exons. The record is from RefSeq and is a predicted model, not a curated record. NCBI's taxonomy places the organism in Eukaryota, Fungi, Ascomycota, Eurotiomycetes, Chaetothyriales, Herpotrichiellaceae. Gene Ontology annotation, biological process: fatty acid metabolic process. The coding region runs from base 1 to 1707 and encodes 568 amino acids. Gene Ontology annotation, molecular function: medium-chain fatty acid-CoA ligase activity.
AUGGCGUCCACGCUCCCCUCCUCUCCCAUCUUCGCAGCCAUCGCCAGUCAUGACCCAAAAUCUCCUGCAAUAAUCCACAGCGCCUCCGACCGUACCUUCUGCUACGGCAGUCUGUUACACGAUGUUGCUGCCGCAAAGGACAACUUGGCCGCUCUUGCUGAGGGGAAAUCUCUGGCGGGUGAAAGAAUAGCCUUUCUGGCGGAAAACGGAUAUGAUUAUGUAGUGACGUUCCUCUCAAUCCUUUCACACGACGCAAUUGCCCUCCCAUUGGCGCACACCCAUCCGAGCUCCGAGUUGCGAUACAUCCUCGAGAACAGCGAAGCCGCACUGUUCCUCUCGACGGAGAAAUUCCAAGAGAAAGCGAAAGAGGUGGUGAAAGAAGGGUUGAUUCAUGCACCAAAACUCAAAAUCCUCUCAAAAAUUGAGACCGGAGCACCAUCCGCUGAGAAUGUCGAGUUUAGCCCCAAGGCCAUUGAGAACGGUGGAUUCAUGCUCUACACUUCCGGGACCACGAGUCGUCCCAAGGGGGUGGUUCUAUCCGUGGACAACAUGACGGCGCAAUCAAGCUCCUUGAUCGAAGCGUGGAAAUACAGCUCCUCAGACCUCCUCCUUCACGUUCUCCCACUACACCAUAUCCACGGCACGAUCAAUGCGCUCUUGACUCCGCUAAUGGCCGGCUCAGCAAUUGAGUUCGCAUACCCCUUCAACGCGGACACGGCGUGGAAGCGGUUUGCUGCGCCAUUCCUCCCUAAUCCGUCGUCUUCCCCUCCAGACGCAAAGAAAAGACCGAUAACUUUAUUCACCUGUGUCCCGACGAUAUACAACCGCCUUCUUGCAACUCAUUCCUCCCUCUCCACGCAAAUGCAGAUCGCAACCCGCACAGCGAUCGCCCCUCGCUACCUCCGGCUGAAUAUAUCCGGCUCCGCUGCUCUUCCUGCACCGACAAAACAAGCUUGGACGGAGCUCUCUGGGGGCAAUGUCCUCCUCGAACGCUACGGGAUGACCGAGGUCGGCAUGGCAUUGUCUUGUGGACUGGCGUUGGAGGAUCGUGUGGACGGUUCGGUUGGGUGGCCGUUACCGGGAGUCGAGAUACGACUCGUCGAUACUGAGACAGGAGCCCUGAUAAAAGCCGGUGAAGAACUAGAUGAAAACGGUCAACCGCGCGAAGGAGAGAUCCAGCUCCGUGGCCCUACCGUGUUCAAAGAGUAUUUCCGUAACCCCUCGGCUACAGCGGCGGAAUUUGUCAAGUCUGAGGACGGAAAGGGAAACUGGUUCAAAACAGGUGACGUGGCAAUCCGCCAAGUCGUCCCCGGUACAGGCAGAAGCGAGCAGUCGUGGGCACACGGGCCGAUGUACUUCAUUCGAGGCCGCAAAUCCGUUGACAUUAUAAAAACGGGGGGAGAAAAGGUCUCAGCAUUAGAAAUUGAACGGGAACUGCUGUCACUUCCCGAGAUUGCUGAAGCUGCGGUGGUGGGAAUUCCGAACGAGCAAUGGGGCCAAAAGGUUGCUGCAGUUGUGGUCCUGAGUGAGAAAGGGAAGAGUGGUGGUCGGGGAGGCAAGCAGUGGGGAGUGAUGGAUCUGCGCAGGGCCUUGAAGGAUCAACUGGCGAAUUACAAGAUUCCGCAGGAAUUGAAGGUCGUCGAGAGCAUCCCGAGGAAUGCCAUGGGAAAAAUCAACAAGAAGAUGCUAGUAAGGCAGGUCUUUUGA